AUGAGCCUCAUCACUCCCCCGGUUCUGUCAAGCAGCGAGGCGGCGAUAUACCGUAACGGCGACAGCGGGUUUGUGUUGAAAACGGCUUCUGGCGUUUCGUCUACGUCGCCGUGUGAAGAUGACUGGCGUGAUUUCACCGAUAUGUUGCGGACAUUGGCGCACGACAAAGUAUUACUUCUCAGCAUUUUGCAUGGUGUCCCGGCGGAGGAGCAGGACACUUUAGCCGAGCUUCUGGAGCACGUUCUUUGGGUUGCGAGUGAGGUCGCCCCGGUAGAAGCCUCGCAAAUUUUGUCGACACUUCUUCUGUUAGAGUUUUAUCAUGCCUCGCAGAAACGGAACGAUGUCCAUACCUUUAUGCGAGGAAAUGGUGUGGUGCCCAAGGUGUUUGAGGGUCUUCUGGCCCGAGUGGUAAGUAGUGAGGGUGGAAUUGAGGGGCAGCUGCUGCGGUGCUGUAGCAUUUUGCAUGCAGACGGCGCUGCGCCUGCCGUGGCGGAGGGUGACGUUAGUCUUUCGGAGGCCGACACUGAUACCGUGAGGUCUGGUGAAGUCGUGUCUUCUCGAUGCCUCCUUGAAGGGCUUGACUAUUUUAACGGGUCGACGACCUUGUUAUCAGGCGUUGACAAGGGCAUUGCCCGCCAUCAGGAUAGUUACGUGUCUACCAUUGGGGGAAUGUCAUGCCGUAUUCUGAACGUCGUCUACGCCUCUGUGAGCCAAUGGCCAUGGAGCUUGCGAGAGUCCCUGCGAUGCCUCUUGAACACUGUUGGCGCGGCUUCCCAAGAUCAUGUGCAGCCCGGGCAUCGAGGUUGUAGCCUGGAAACGUUGACUAUUUUGCAGCAGAAUAUGAUGGCAACGAUCGUGGUUCUUCGAGCGGUCGUGCCAACCCUAAUAAAUAUCGUCUCCCGUUUACUCCCAGAAGAGAGCUGUUUUGACACACAUUACACCUUGGUGCAAAAACGCUGCACCAUGUUGGCGAAGUUGGCGCAGAAGGCGGCUCAUGGCUUAUUGUUUAGUGGCCCACAUGAAACAGAGAUGGCUGCCUUUAACAACGAGCUACCGGCGCUUACGCAGCGGUGGGCCGAGGUGUUUUUGUAUUUGUGCCAUAAAACGGAUCCACCAAGUCCACGUCAUGACGGCGAUCUGGUGGCCUCUGAGGCCGAGGCUGGACUGCGGUUUUGUGAAUUUCUGGAUCAUUAUUUUGUCCGCUUGCUGCACUGGGUGAUGCAGCACAAGCCAAUCAUGGAACCGAUUUAUUGGAGCCGGCUCUUGUGCCUUACUCGUUACGCCCAACGACGUUUGGGGCGUGUGGGUCACUUUGCUUCAGUUCCACUCCCGUCCAGCGUGACAUUUCCUGUCGUGGGGGAGGGUUCUGUGUUUUCCAGGAUGCUAAGACCCGUGCUCGGUUUUCUGUCACGUGUUGGUCGUUCCCGACAUCCCUCUGGCGCGCAAACUGCGAGCCGUAACGCGGUGAGUUCACCGGCUGAAGUGAUCUUCGACGAGCUGGUCGCAUACGCCCUGGGCAUGAUUGAUGACCCGGGGGCAACAGGAGUGCAUGCCUGCUUUUGCGGCAUUUUUGGCCUUGCCUGCGAUGGAACCGUUGGCAUUUUCAUUUACUGGGAUCUAUUGCGUCUGUACCUCGAGGAGUACCAAGCAAGGAAGGGAGUCGAGUUGCAGCGGCGAUGCCCACGGUUUUGUGGCCACUGGAAGGACUCGGUGCUUCAAUUUGGUGACUCUCUCGCUUACCUUUUUGUUUUUAUCAGCCUGGCGUUGUCAAGCAAAGACAACAAAGGAUUUCGACUCUUUGUUCUGGCUGCCAAACCCUCAAUGUGUUGUUCGUGGUUGGGGGACGCACUCCGGUUGUUACCUACCAGAUACGCAAGACAGUGCGCCCAUGUGCUUUUACUAAACCCAGCGGAUGUGCACUUGUUGCACACUCAUCGUGUGCGCCACUUCUUCGAGCUCACCGUGUGCCGACGGGCGAGGGACUUGCUACGGACCUUGGAGGAACUGCGCCUUCACCUGCCCCUUCGUUGCAUGGAGUACCACACACUGUUAGUCACCGAGGCGGGGGAGAGUGACCAAACUUUUAGGCUACUCUUUCCUCCUCCCCCCUGUGUGGAGCCAAACGGAGUAGGCCAGAAUGGGUUUGUUACAUCUGCUGCGUCCGUCUUGCACGCAUCGUUGGAGGCCCAUUUAUGGCCGCUGUCGCUGAUGUGGGACGUGUUCACACUGAUUCAAUCCGCCAUUGCUCCCCCGGAGGUCUUAUCCUUGUCAGCAAUGACGAGUGGAGUUGAAAAUGGCGCGGGUAUGCGUCCACUGCCGAAACUUCCUAAAUAUUCCUUGAGUCUCUGGCGCAUGCAUGCGGUGAAAUUUUUCUUCAAUUUUGAAGGGGACUUACUGUUACAUUUGGAGAUCGAACCCAAGUGGCUGCGGGAGACAAGUUCCCCGGGCCACGACACCGCUCAGCCCCCGCUGCGAGCGUCCCAGCAGAAGGAAGACCGGUAUUGCUGCUCCUGGUUCUCCCUGUCUCACGCGGGGGAAACCGAGGAGGAGAUGUCUGAGAGUUGCCUUCUCCGUGUCCUUUUUUUGGCCUCGCGGCGGUGUUGUGCAGGCGGCGGCCUGCAAUUAACUGAUCGGUCCAGUGAGGUGGGGCUCUGGCCGAGUAUUGUUCCAAGCCUGCGACACACGACAUUAGAGUCGCUUUGGCGGCUUUUGCUAUAUAGUUUGUGGAAUACAUUUGCGUUGGUGCGUCAUGUCUCGCCGGCGCGUUGUCCCGUAACACGCGUAACACAGGCGGUGAGGGCUUAUCUGGGGCGUUCCCCCCAGCCGGCGCCUAUAGCUGACAAUCUUCAUCUUUUUGACGAUGAUACAGCCUUGUUGAACAUGGCCGCGACGGCGCUUCUCGCUGCGCCUGCGGCCGAGUGCGGGAUUCUCCAGCUGCUUGUAGAAAUUUGUGCGUUUAUCCGCAAGAUCGAUUUGGCAGAGCUUGACUCCGCUGCCGUUAAGCAUGACGGUGCGAAGGCUGCGUGGGGAAAUGUCAUGACCGAUGGGGUCAUCCGUAUUGUGUUCCGCAAGGAGGAGCUUGAUGACGCUGAACUUCUGGGCGCACACCUGAUUGCGACCCAGGGAGCGGCUCUUUUAUUAUCCGCUUGCGUUUCGCCUCCUACUGGAGGCGUUUUUACCUGA
Trypanosoma conorhini is the source of this 3183-nucleotide messenger RNA. RefSeq lists its product as uncharacterized. Bases 1 to 3183 code for a protein of 1060 amino acids. NCBI's taxonomy places the organism in Eukaryota, Euglenozoa, Kinetoplastea, Trypanosomatida, Trypanosomatidae. The record is from RefSeq and is a predicted model, not a curated record. Gene Ontology annotation, biological process: regulation of GTPase activity. The transcript has a single exon.